AUGAACGGUGUAUGCCAUUCUUAUGCCAAUACCGAUAAAGGAUAUGUAUCAAUUUAUGCAAGAGGUAGUUGUACGGAUCAAUCAUGGGGGUCUUCAGCUUGUUUAAGCGAGUGUAUCUACGAAGGGACAUAUAGCCAAUGGGGGCCCCUCAUCCCCUGUAGUAACAAUGUUGAUGCGUUCUUCUGUUAUUUUGCGGAACGUGACAAUGAUGGAGAGCAUUGCGAACAAAGAACUGAUGUUUUUACUUUGGUUGAGACUUCUAUCGAAACCACUAUCAAAACUUCAAUUGCGACUAUCUUCGUGACACCUUCUCCAAGUCCUUCGCCGACACCAGAUUUACCUUCACUCGAUACAUCCCUACGAAGUACACCUUCGAAUAUCGUUUCAGACAGUAGAUCUAAAACGACUUCAACUGAUGCUAACACCCCAACGAAUGUUUCGUCACCCGCCUCAUCUUCCGGACCUAAUCCCGUCAUCGUUGGGGGCGCAGUCGGCGGGUCUAUAGGGGCACUAUGUCUAUGUUUAAUCGCCUAUCUCGCAUACGCACUUGGGAAACGGCGUCAGGCUGAGAGAAUGACGCCUUCGGAGCCUAUGUGGCAGUUACCGCAUGGCCCGAGUCAGACUCAACGACAUUAUCCUACGAAUAUGCCUAUACUUCCAAUGGCAGUACACCAAUAUCCGCAUCCACCGGUAUCUCCUAGACCAGCAUUGUCUCCGGAUAGUAUUCCCCCACCACCUGCUGGUGGAUUGCCACCCGGAUAUACGCCAUAUAAUGCCCAGUCAUUCGGGCCGCCGUUAACUUGA
Orbilia oligospora ATCC 24927 is the source of this 804-nucleotide messenger RNA. RefSeq lists its product as uncharacterized. Bases 1 to 804 code for a protein of 267 amino acids. The transcript is spliced from 2 exons. NCBI's taxonomy places the organism in Eukaryota, Fungi, Ascomycota, Orbiliomycetes, Orbiliales, Orbiliaceae. The record is from RefSeq and is a predicted model, not a curated record.